AUGGUUAAAAACAUAGUGAGUAUUAGAAGCUUGUGUCAAAGUACGAUCAGUAAUGCAACCUUUCGUUCUCAAGUGAAAAUACCGAAAGAGAAGCUCAAUAAGUCAAGGACUUUCGAUAAAAGUUUCCCGGAUCAGACUAACAAAAAGAAGAUUUGGGAAGAAAGAGGGAUUAGUAAAGAUGAAUUUUUCAUGAGAAAGUAUGGUAAUAUAAGUGAAGAUCAAAGAAAGAAGCUCAAAGAAAAAGUUGAACGUCAAAGAAGAUUGAGAGCUCUUCGUGUGGAGCAUGAAUCAUCAAAGCUAGAUAAGAAACCAAAAAGAGAAGUUUCACCUUUAGUUAAUUGGAAACUGAUCAAAAAUCCAAUGAGUGAUUACUUGUACGGUACUCAUCCAGUAUUAAGUGCAUUAAUGUCAAAUAAAAGAGGGGGGUUCAACCGAUUAAUUGCAUUAGAAUCGAUCAAAGAUAGUAAAGAUGACAAACAUUUAAAGAUCAAACAAUUAUGUAAGAAUUUUGGUAUUAAAAUAACUUAUGAACCUUUGAGGCAGAAUUUGGAUAGGAUCAGUGAUAGAGGAGUACAUAAUGGAGUUAUAUUAGAAACAAGAAAACUCUCACCACCUCUUGUGGAAUCAUUGUUGAAGGUUGAUAAGGAAGGAGAAUAUCAAUUAAAAUUUUACGAGGAAUCUUACGGAAAUAGUACAACUGAAAGUUUUCAAAUAGCAAGAAAGGAAGGACAAUUCCCCUUAGCAUUAUACUUGGAUGGGAUAACUGAUCCUCAGAAUGCAGGUGCCAUCAUGAGACUGGCUUAUUAUUUAGGGGUUGAUUUUGUUAUAGUACCUGAACAUGAUAGUGCUAGAUUAGGACCAGCCGCUAGUAAAGCCAGUGGAGGAGCUCUUGAAUUAAUGUCAAUAUAUAAAAAUGACAAUGCCAUUCCCUUCUUGGAAGACGCCAAAGGAAACGGAUGGGGGGUAUUAGUGGCAGAUGCAAAACCCACUGCUGAUCAAUUAAAGGACUUGAACGAGAACUAUUCCAAGCACUUGGUUAACAAGUAUGUUGAAACGAGCGAUUUGUCGGAUCUUUUGGAGCAAAUGCCUAUUUUAUUGGUGAUGGGUAGUGAAGGUGCCGGCGUAAGAACCAAUAUUAAGCUUCGGGCCGAUUUUUUGGUUGGCUUAGAGAAAAGUCGCCAUGUUAACGACGAUGAUAUUGAUAGCAUAGUCGACUCGUUGAAUGUAAGUGUCGCAACUGCAUUACUCAUUGAAAAGUGUCUUUCAAAAUAA
Molecule: messenger RNA, 1272 nt
Organism: Hyphopichia burtonii NRRL Y-1933
Lineage: Eukaryota; Fungi; Ascomycota; Pichiomycetes; Serinales; Debaryomycetaceae
Exons: 1
Coding region: 1-1272 (423 amino acids)
Biological process (GO): rRNA methylation
Cellular component (GO): mitochondrion
Molecular function (GO): RNA methyltransferase activity; RNA binding
Source: RefSeq, a predicted model, not a curated record